Messenger RNA from Camelina sativa (false flax), 1154 nucleotides. Lineage: Eukaryota; Viridiplantae; Streptophyta; Magnoliopsida; Brassicales; Brassicaceae. The record is from RefSeq and is a predicted model, not a curated record.
UUCAUCACAACUUACCUAAGGGCAUGUGCAUUAGCGUAUAUUGACACCGUCCCACCUAAUAAAAAUUUUAAAUUUAAAUCAAAAAGAAUGAAAAAUGGAAGAAACGUACCUAGAAUUGGGACGUAUUUUGGUUAGUCCGUCCUAACACGUGGCGGCAUGUUAUUGAAUGUUGGCGUUUGGGUAGGGUCUCAAGUCAUUUGUGUUCUUUUCCUUUUUCUUUCUUUACUCUUUCUCUCUCGACGGCGAUUCUUCUUCCGAAGGGCGAUCUGCUUGAAAAUUGGCUGAAUCAAAGGCAAAGCUUUACUUGGUUGGUGGAGAUGAGUUCGGCUCUAGAUUUGAAGCCUAUGUUACCUCUUACAACAACAUCGCUACCUUCUCCGUUCCGAUCCGAUAACCCUAAAUUCUAUCGCUGUCGUUCCUCUUCCUCUACUUCGUGUUCUUCCCAAUCUCAUUCUUCUUCUUCUUCUCCGCUUCUCUCUGUUAGAAGACGCCGAUUUAGAUCCUCCUCUCCCUCUAUUCCCAUGCUGCGGAGUUAGUGAAUUCGGGAUCCUAAGAAUGUUGCAAUGGAUGGGAGGAUCGAGGCGUAAAGUGGCUGCUUCACACACGUCAGUGAAGAAGAGGCAAAAGCAAUACUUUGAGCAGAGGAGACAGCAACAGCAUCAGCAGCUCACAGUUGGGUCUGAGAGAUGUCCUAACGAUAUAAACAGUAGUAAUCAACACCCAAGAGAACACCACUCUAUGGAUAUUCUCAAUUUGCUCAACUUGUCAACCGCUACUCCUGAAUGCAACACCAUAACGGAUGUUAUGGAUGCUUCAUUGUCUUACAGGACUUCUUUUAGUCUCCCUGACAACCAGACAAAUGAAUUCAAGAAAGCAAACACCACAACGGAUCUGUUAGAUGGCACAGAGUGGAUUAUCUGUCUUUGAUUUGGUUGGGGAUGAUCUUACAACAACCUACAAGGAAGAAUCUUCUCCGUCUGAGGCUCACAUGGCCUUUUCAGUUGAUGGUAUAGGUCUCAUGACAGUAAGCUUCUCAUGGAAACAUGUCAAGAAGCCAAAAACCUUCGGAAGAUUGUAACUACUUGGAAGAUUGUUACUUUCAUGUUUUAAUUGUAUUUUUUGUUUUUUCAAGUUUUUGUAAUUUUGUAUUUUUU